AUGGUGGCCAAACCACACCAGCUGCGUUUUCCUGGUGGUGGUCGCAAGCCCGUAUCGAGCACCAUGGAAGAUCUACUAUACGAUGAAAUCAUAAACAAGCGCCUCAAGAAAGAAAAGGUGACCAAGACGUGGAUCUCCGACAUGGGUGCUGCCAUUUAUGCAUCUCUCCGCGAAGACGACAUCCUGCAAGAGAGGUUCGCUGCGUCACAGCACUGGGUCGCAAACUUCAUGGCUCGGUACGGCCUCUCGCUACGUCGUCGCACCAACUUGACCGUUCUGACCGAUGAAGUUGUCAUCGAACGAGCGGUUAGCAACAUGCGGUUCCUGCAAGAGCAACGGCCACACAACUACCAAGACUGGUUUGUUGCUCAACAUGACGUGUACGGUACGUUGUUUCGAGAAAGCUACAAGACGGACGGUAACAGCAGUGUGGACGGAUGUUUUCAACCUUGA
Plasmopara halstedii is the source of this 453-nucleotide messenger RNA. RefSeq lists its product as hypothetical. The transcript has 2 exons. The record is from RefSeq and is a predicted model, not a curated record. Bases 1 to 453 code for a protein of 150 amino acids. Lineage: Eukaryota; Oomycota; Peronosporomycetes; Peronosporales; Peronosporaceae.